Xenopus laevis (African clawed frog) is the source of this 827-nucleotide messenger RNA. RefSeq names its product MORN repeat containing 2 L homeolog (gene morn2.L). The record is from RefSeq and is marked validated. NCBI's taxonomy places the organism in Eukaryota, Metazoa, Chordata, Amphibia, Anura, Pipidae.
CGUAGCUAUGGAAACUAAACUUUGUCUAGGACCUGCUGAACCUCGACAUGGAGGCGACUGCGGGACAGCACGCUCCAGAAGUAUUUCAGAUUUCAUUUGUUUUCCCCAAUGGAGACACAUAUGAUGGAGAAUGUACGAGAACACCAUCAGAAUUAUUGGAGAGGAAUGGAACAGGAGUCCAUAAAACUCCAUGUGGUUUGACCUAUUCAGGAUUAUGGAAGAAUGAUAAGAUGAAUGGCAUCGGAAAACUUGAACAUCCAUCAGGAGCAGUUUAUGAAGGAGAAUUUACUGAUAAUAUGUUUCAUGGGAAUGGUACAUACAUUUUCCCAAAUGGAGCCAGAUAUAUAGGAAUCUUUAACCAGAACAGAAUGGAGGGAGAAGGUGAAUACGUGGAUGCACACGGACUGCAAUGGAGAGGAAUGUUUCAUUAUAAAGUAGCACCAGGAUUAAAAUUAAAGCUGCAAAUAUAGUUCCAGAGUUGCACCGAAAGAAGGACAUCGUCUUCAAGUUAGUCAUCUGUAGCACUUUAUUGCUUGACCCUCUGGUGAUACAGAAGAAGAAGUGAUUCAGUUAAAGAAAAACACAAUGUCCCUGCAUUGAAAAGAGUCUUGCGCAGUUCUUCCUAUAGCAAAGCUAUAUUAUUAGUAUUUUAUUAAGAGAUAUAUAUACUGUUGAGUAGGGGCAAAAUAUGACAAAUCAGUGUACACCAAUAGAAAGGGCAGAGGACAUUGUUUUUAACAACUUUAACAAUGUCUUUAUAGUGUUACAAACGCUAUAUUUAUUUGAAGCUGAUCCAGAAAUAUCAAUAAAGCUUAAUUGGAAUGAGA